Molecule: messenger RNA, 1040 nt
Organism: Harpegnathos saltator (Jerdon's jumping ant)
Lineage: Eukaryota; Metazoa; Arthropoda; Insecta; Hymenoptera; Formicidae
Product: dual specificity protein phosphatase 3
Exons: 4
Coding region: 255-905 (216 amino acids)
Biological process (GO): protein dephosphorylation; negative regulation of MAPK cascade
Cellular component (GO): cytoplasm
Molecular function (GO): MAP kinase phosphatase activity; protein tyrosine/serine/threonine phosphatase activity
Source: RefSeq, a predicted model, not a curated record
CUGUAUUCCCGGGCAAGCAAAAUUAAAAUUCUUUAUCAUUAUUUAAAUUUGACUAUCCUAAUUGUAACUGUAUAAAAGAAAUAUUUCGAAACUUAUAGAAGCAUCAAACGGACCGCACCCAUCAUUUGUGACGCGCACAUAAGUUUUAUUUAGCUCACCUACAGGAUUUCGCAAUAUUAAUGUAAAAAUAAAUUUUGAACGCGACAUUGUUAUAUUUUACGUGCUGAAGAUCACAGUUUACUGUGGUUUACACGAUGAGGCGCACGUGGCGAGACAACGACCGGGAUUUUAAGCAACCAUUACCAGGUGGAGAAACCACAGAAGCUGAGUUAAUAUGUGUUCUGUACGAAACAAAAACAGAAUUCAAACCUUUACCAGGAUUUGAUCCUAAUAUUGAUGAUUUACAAUAUUUUCGAGCUCAACAAAGAAUUGAUUGUGAUGAAGUAUAUCCUGGAAUAUUUAUUGGCAAUGGUGAGACAGCAAAGAAUAAGAAAUAUCUCGAAAUGUUGGGUGUAACACACUUAUUGAAUGCUGCUGAGGGAAAGAGAUAUGGAUUUGUCAAUACAGAUAGUAAUUAUUAUGCAGAUACAGCAAUCAAGUAUUAUGGUAUUCCAGUUACAGAUUUACCUACUGCAGAUAUUAGUAAAUAUUUUUAUACAGUAGCAGAUUUUAUUCAUGAAGCAAUAUCCACAGGAGGUAAAGCUUUUGUGCAUUGCAUGCAAGGUGUAUCUCGUAGUGCCACCUGUGUCCUUGCAUAUUUAAUGAUAAGAAAGAACAUGUUAGCAGUUAAUGCCUUGCGAAUGAUCCGUGAAAAUCGGGAUGUCCAUCCAAAUAAUGGUUUUCUUCAACAGUUAGCCCAGUUAGACAAUCAUUUGCGUAGACAACAGUUGCAAUCUUGUUGCUAAACACGUUUUGACAUAAUUAACAUAAACCUUGAUAAAUACACUAUAUAGAGACUUCAAUGUUAUUUUAACAAACAAAACAAACAAAUUUUGUUCCUAUAUUGAUAGAAUUUAUGAAAUUUUUUGUAAAAAUCAAGG